AUGGAGGUUGGCGUGCUUGGUCACGCCUUUGCGGCCGCCAGUGUGUUGAUGGUUAAAGAGGCCUUGCCCAAGUCUCUAAAAGUAGGGCAACUCCUGAUGAGCAUCUGUGAGGAACUGGAGGCCCGGUGUGGGUCGAAGGACAGUUUCAACAUGUCCACUGUAGAGGUAAUGGGACUGAUCCAUUCCCUGGGAAGGUUGCAGCGGCAGAGCUCUCACGUGGGGAGUCUUCUGAUUGCCUUGGAGCCGUGGGUUGGGAAGAUACUCUACUCCUUGGAACUCCCCGACUUGGUAGCAGUGGCGCAUGCUUACACUAGAGGCGGACAGGUCGGCAAGGCUACAGUGGAUGUACUGUGUGGAUGCGCUAGAGAGCUGCGCAGGAUCCCUGUGGAGGCCUGGGACGCCAAAAGCCUUACUCUUUGCAUCAACAGCUACGCUAUGGGCCGAGUUGCCCAUGAGCGGCUAUUGUCCAAACUAGUGGAAGAGGUGAUCCCUCCGUUGGUUGGGGGGCUCAGCGGUAUGCAGGUCGCCCUCAUAGCUCACGGACUGACUCGCUUGAAGCAGCCAGUACCGCCUAGUGUAUGGCUAAGGGCUCAAAACGUGGUAGAGGGGCUCGACGAUUGGCAACAGGUCACUCUGAUCUUGCAAAGUUAUGGUAAGAAUCAGACUACGGUGAUGGAUCCCAAAGCUCUAGGAGCCGCAUUGGGUGGGAGAAUCAAAACUCUGAUAGCCAAGCAGCGCCCGAAGAUGGAGACCCUACCAGUGUUGGUUUAUGCGUUGUGGAAGUCGGACGUUCAGGUGGACACUGAGUGCUGGAACGCUGUGGGACAGGCGUGUGCUGAUGUGCUUUCUGAUGAAAAAGGUGUAAAAUGGAAGCUCAGCGAGGUAGCGAACAUGCUGUCAGCUCUCACUACGGUGGUCAACUUGAGUACUUCUCCUUGGGUCCAUGACUUCGCUGGAGGCGUCAUCAAAAUGCUUUGGGACGGUCCUUCGGCGGCUUCUGGUGACGACUUGGUGAAGAUAGGCUCGGCCUGCGCUAAAUUGGGUAGAACAGACGCUCUUGUAGUUCUUGAGAGGGCGAUCCGAGUGCGGGCCGCGAGCGUAGUCGGGCUGGGCUACACUCAUAAGGGCCGCUUGGCAGGGGCGCUAGUCUCUCUUGGGAGCUCGAGUCAGGAUGUACUGCAGCUGCUUAGUGAGGGGACCUCCUCCUCAUCCCAACCUCGAGGGGUAUGGGCGAGGACCAACGUCGCAUGACUGUGUUUCUG
This is a messenger RNA of Perkinsus marinus ATCC 50983, 1262 nucleotides long. RefSeq lists its product as hypothetical. Bases 1 to 1251 code for a protein of 416 amino acids. The transcript has a single exon. NCBI's taxonomy places the organism in Eukaryota, Perkinsozoa, Perkinsida, Perkinsidae. The record is from RefSeq and is a predicted model, not a curated record.